Cryptotermes secundus is the source of this 2344-nucleotide messenger RNA. Its product is annotated as ribonuclease kappa-B. Gene Ontology annotation, molecular function: RNA endonuclease activity. NCBI's taxonomy places the organism in Eukaryota, Metazoa, Arthropoda, Insecta, Blattodea, Kalotermitidae. The record is from RefSeq and is a predicted model, not a curated record. The coding region runs from base 102 to 398 and encodes 98 amino acids. The transcript is spliced from 3 exons.
CAAGUGAAAGUUGUAUCUAACGUAUCUAAGUAAUAUACUGGAGAUAAAUUUGUAUGGGAGCUUGGAUGGUGUGUGUAUGAAUUUGUAAUUCGACUAGAAAAAUGAAGAUCUGCGGUCCGAAACUCUCCCUUUGUGGUCUUAUAAUUAGUGUGUGGGGCAUCUUUCAGUUGGUAUUAAUGGGCAUAUUUUACUAUGUGAAAAGCAUCGCUUUAUCUGAAGAUCUUCCUGGUGUUGAGGAAGGUGGUUUUGAAUCACCAGAAGAAUUCUAUAAAAUUGCUGAUAGAGGUUACGUACAAAAUGCAUAUAACUGUUGGAUUGCAGCCUGUCUGUACAUCUUUACUUUGGUUAUAUCAGGCCAUCAGUUUUAUGUCAACAGUCGCUCAUCUCUGAGUAUGUAAUUCGUUGAAAUUCCAGUAAGAAGUUUUUUAAAAAUUCCUGUUACAAAAUUAAAGUGUAGUUGGCCAAAGUAAAACAAAUUUAAGUAUUCCACGUAUGCACUGUGAAGAAUAUGACCUUCCAAAAUUCACUGUUUUGUACAGUGUUUGCUGGUGGCUGGGGAAAUACUUUAUCUGGGACACUACAUCAGAAAGGAUGCUAUAGGAUUUCUUCAUUCAUUGGUUGUAGCUAGUUUUCCAGUGUUAAUACAUUUGGAAGGAAAGUAAUCAAUUUAUUGAGGUUACUGUAACACCCUUAGCAGUGCACCAAGUAUUAAAAGUAGUUGCAGAUGUGCUGGACCUGAUGUAUUGUGUAGAUAUUUAUGGGAAUUUGUUUCAUUUAAAAUGUAAAAAUUUUCAUGUUGUAUAAAUAUGUAUUACAGUUUUUGAAAAAUGACUAUUUUUAGCUUUCUGGUUUAUGUCCCUAUGUAUAAUGUUAUGUUUUUCGUAAUUUAUCGCAUAAACUGUUGAAUGGAAACAAAUAAAAAAAUUACUGUGGGCUUAUAAGUAGAUUUAUAUCCUCAUAACUGUACAGUAAAACAUGUUAUUCUUACAUUUCUAAGUUGAAUAUUGCAAUAAUGAUUAAUAAAAUAAAACAUUGCCAUUUUUCAUGAUAUUUUUGGCCAGGUCAAAAUCUCUCGGCUUUCACUUAAUGGCAAUAUGAAAAUACUGUUGCAACUGUUAUAAUUCCUCUUUCAGUUUUAAGAAUGAAUUAUAUGUUGCAUUUGGUUUAUUAUGUAAAGGCAUUUCUUUAAUUCAGAUAUACAUAAUUAAUAAUUUGCUGUAAGUCAGCUGUUCAUUAACCUGAGUAGAAGAGGAUGGACGAUGCAUUAAUAAUGGAAACAAAAAACGUAAUUAUGAAACAAUAUUCUUUGUUAAUGGAUGAUACAGCUGAGGUAUAUUCAAGUCGUUACAGUCUUAUUGCAUGGAAAUAAGAUGCCAAAAUUUUGUUAUUAUAUUAUCUGCUACAUAGAAUGGUGAUAUUUAAUACCAAAUUGGCUAGAAUUAGUGUUUAAUAGUUCCAUGUGUGCAUCAGUGAGCAAAUAAAUAUUGUAGCUCCUAAUGAAAUGCUUUGAAUGUUUGACGGGCUAGUUUAUUUUCCAUGCAUAUAAUUUGGAGUUUUAAUUUAGGCAUUUAUCCAUACAUCUACACAUCUGCAAUUUCCAAGAUUCCAGAAUUUAUAGUUUUGUCUGCCUGGAAAAUAUCACAAUAACAUUCCAGACUCAUUGUAUGUAAUUGAAUUACUGAAUAUGUCAUCCAGACUGUUUGUAAAUAAGAUUCAAUUGCAGAUAGUAAAAUAGAAUGGUCACUGCAAUAUAAUUAAUAAGUGUUAGAUUUUAUUUCCAUUAGAAGAGUAGAGAUAGGAAGCUGUAUGUUAAAGGAAGACCUGUAGACAUAAAAAUCUGCCAUACUGGAAAUAGAAUGUUCAGAUUUUGAAUUAGUAGCAAAGGAGACUGGUUGAGGAAUAAAGCAAAUAAGUGUCAGAGAAUGUGAUCUCAAUGAGGCUGCUUCAUACACACCCCCAUAGUAGCACACACUCAUUUUGUUUUCACUACAUUGUUGUACUCCGCCCAUUAUAUCAUGAUUUCAAACAGUUCUCUGCACUUUAGAUAUAAUCAGAAUGGCAUUAUAAAUCCAGGCUCAGAUGUAUCACUCCCCUUUGGGUUUUUUUUUAGGGAAAAUUAAAAUAUUGAAUGGCAUGCCUGGUUUAAAAAGUUUUGCUGCAUAAAUUUUACAAUAUGUUAACAUUUACAUCUUCAUAACUUCAUGUCCUAAGCAGUACUUAUACCACUAUUUUUAAUCAAGCAUGUUGAUAUGUAAUAAUCUGUAAUGUAUUCAUUAUGUAAGUAUUUGGGGUUAGCUUCUCUAAACCAAUUUCAGUAGUUGCAGUCAUCAUUUAACACUACAAA